Drosophila nasuta is the source of this 1307-nucleotide messenger RNA. RefSeq names its product selenoprotein T (gene SelT). The transcript is spliced from 2 exons. The coding region runs from base 124 to 717 and encodes 197 amino acids. The record is from RefSeq and is a predicted model, not a curated record. Lineage: Eukaryota; Metazoa; Arthropoda; Insecta; Diptera; Drosophilidae. Gene Ontology annotation, molecular function: thioredoxin-disulfide reductase (NADPH) activity. Gene Ontology annotation, cellular component: endoplasmic reticulum membrane. Gene Ontology annotation, biological process: cell redox homeostasis.
CUCGUAGCAAUUUGCUACUAGCAAAUGACAGUUUGAGAAGAAGAAGAUAAUAAAUUUUUACAUUUGCUGCUAAUUCGUUGCACGACAAUUUUUCGAUCGAAGUAAAACUAGGAAAAACACAUAAUGGACUCACUAAAUGGCAGGAACAUUGCACUGCUUGUGCUUUGCUUGUGCGCCUGCUAUGCCUUGGCAUUUGAAGGGGGCAAAGAAAUACCGGCCACGAAAUUUGGACAGAGCGUUGCUCCAACGAUGACUUUUCUUUAUUGCUACUCGUGCGGGUAUCGCAAGGCAUUCGAGGACUAUGUAAACAUUCUGGGCGAAAAGUAUCCACAGAUUCAGGUUCAUGGCGCCAACUACGAUCCCCCAGGCUUGAAUUAUUAUCUCUCAAAGCUAAUAUUCGCACUUAAAAUCAUUAUCAUAGUAUCUGUGGUCAGCUCAGUGAGUCCAUUCACAUGCUUGGGUAUUAACACCCCCGGCUGGUGGGCUCAUCUGCAAUCGAACAAAAUCUACGCCUGUAUGAUGAUCUUCUUUUUGGGAAACAUGAUCGAAGGUCAACUGAUUUCGUCGGGUGCUUUUGAGAUAACUCUUAAUGAUGUGCCGGUUUGGUCGAAAAUACAAACUGGACGCUUUCCAGCGCCUGAAGUGCUAUUCCAGAUUAUCGACAAUCAGUUGCAAUUCUCUGAAAAGGUACAGGAGAAUCCAGACUUUGUUAAAUAAUAGUUACAACAACCCAUUCUCGAGCAGCGCUGGUGGUGGUGAAAACUAUAAAAUGAACAAAACACCAAAUCUAUAAUAAAUAAUAUGAGAGAGACGGAGAAAUAAGCGAAACAAAACUGUAAUACAUUAAGAGAACAUGUAGGGCGAUUAGAUUUAACAUAACUGUUGUACUCUUUUCUCAGUCUCGAACUUACGUAAAUAGUUUUAUGUACUUUUGUUUUCACCUUUUCAUGAUUAUUAUGUACCACAGCAACAACUACUUUAACAGCUGCUAUUUAACUACUUUGUGUCGAGAACAAAAAGAAAACAAAAUUCCCUCUCCCAGCUAUAUAGUAUAAAUAAUUAAUGACUGUGUAUGUAUAAUAGAUGCCACCAAAUGUGGCACGUUUGGUGUGAAUCAAUCCCUGGGAAUUAUUAGUAUUGGAUUGGAUGCAAGUCUGCAUGCAAACGUAUCUUGUAUUAGCGUACAUUUGCCCUGUUUUAUAGCUUAAUACGAACAUCAAAUUAUGUAACAUUUAAUAAUUGUUAAUAGCAGAAGCAACAAAAUAUAUAUAUGUAUAUGCUGCAAGGGCGUAUCCUUUUUCAAUCAA